AGACAAUUGUAUUCACUGAGAUUCGAUCAUCAAGGCCUUCUGGAUGUGUCGACCUUGACGUUCCGCUAUUGACACCUCGCAGAUCUGGCCAACUCGCACCCGAAGCGUUAUGUUCUCGGCUGGAUUCUCAACAGCCAAAACUCCAGAAAUGAGCAGAAACACAGCCAAAUAUCCCCGCCCUACCCUGGUAGAGGAGGGUCACCCUCCUGCAAAGAACCCGGCCCAACCAGAGGAGUACGAGAGAAUACAACGUAAGCAGCGCGCAGAGGCGAUCCUUGCACAGUAUGAUAUACUGAUGAAGUAUGCUGUGGAGAACAAUCUGUCAAUACCCCAAACCCGACAGUACUUUAGAAAGGUCGCCUUGGAGAUCCCUACGGAACCCGUCAUCAAGAAUUGGUUCCCUAGUUGACGCGGCAUGCUGAUAGGGAUUCGGUGGAUGGUUCAACAACAGCCGCUGGGGGUAAUCAAAAAGGGCACACUGGGUUUCCUUAAGCCAAAAUGUGUAGCAGAAACAGAACGUGGAAUCCCAAAAGUUUGAGGGGUGCUGUGAG
Messenger RNA from Cladophialophora immunda, 551 nucleotides. RefSeq lists its product as uncharacterized. The transcript is spliced from 2 exons. The record is from RefSeq and is a predicted model, not a curated record. The coding region runs from base 110 to 409 and encodes 99 amino acids. NCBI's taxonomy places the organism in Eukaryota, Fungi, Ascomycota, Eurotiomycetes, Chaetothyriales, Herpotrichiellaceae.